GCUCAGCUGAAGUGGUGCUCUCUGUUCUGAGCCAAGUCUAGGCCAAGUUCAUCUAGUGCCAUGGCCAGAUACAGAUGCUGCCGCAGCCCAAGCCGGAGCAGGUGCCGCCGCCGCAGACGGAGAUUCUAUAGACGAAGGAGGCGGUGCCAUCGGAGACGGAGACGGUGCUGCCGCCGCAGGUACACCCGGAGGUGCAAAAGAUACUAACUGCAGAAGAGCAAGUCCACUGAACUCCUGCUGAAGACUUUACCAGACCUCAAGAUCGUCCUACCACCUCUUGACAAUGCCACCUUGCACUGAAACAGGAGCCUGCUAAGGAACAA
This is a messenger RNA of Cavia porcellus (domestic guinea pig), 323 nucleotides long. It is a transcript of the gene Prm1, whose product is annotated as protamine 1. The transcript is spliced from 2 exons. The record is from RefSeq and is marked provisional. Gene Ontology annotation, molecular function: DNA binding. Lineage: Eukaryota; Metazoa; Chordata; Mammalia; Rodentia; Caviidae. Gene Ontology annotation, cellular component: nucleus; nucleosome. Gene Ontology annotation, biological process: spermatogenesis; sperm DNA condensation. Bases 61 to 207 code for a protein of 48 amino acids.